AUGACCACGAGUCGUUUCCACGGCCUGAAAACAGCCAUUCGCCACGAUCCGAAUAUCAGUGCCUUGCUCGACCUUGCCAGUACACAGCUGCCUAAGCUCCCUAGAGGUUCGGCAAAGUAUCUGGCCGACAAGGCGCCGAUUGUGCAAUGGAUCCCACGGUAUGCGCUGUCGUGGUUAUGGGAUGACCUGGUGGCCGGCCUCACCAUUGGAAUCCUCCUUGUCCCGCAGAGUCUUGCUUACGCCAAAGAAGCCAAUAUCCCUGCCAGAUAUGGACUUGUCUCGAGCUGGCUUCCGAGUCUGUUUUAUGCUAUUAUGGGGACUUCGAAAGAUGUCACUGCCGGCCCAACAGCAAUUAUGGGCCUCUUAACGGGCGAGAUUGUAAACGACCUCGUUGCCGAAGGAUACGGACCCAGCGCCAUUGCCAGCGCGGCGGCAUUCUGGGUUGGGAUAUAUUCACUGGUCCUCGGACUCUUCCGUCUCGGUUUUCUUCUCGAUUUCAUCCCCCUUCCAGUGCUUUCCGGGUAUGUGUCCGGUGCAGCGCUCACCAUUGUCCUGCAGCAGCUCAAGGCUCUGUUCGGAGAGGGCAAAUCUGCCAGUAACACUGCCGGCGUCAUUCGGGUGUUUUUCCAGCGCCUCCCCGAUACAAAUUGGCGGGCGUUCUUGGUGGGAUUCUCAGGAAUUGUGAUGCUCGUGGGCCUCCAAUGGGUUGGCCGCGCAUGGGGCAAGAAACACCGUGCUUUGUGGUAUCUGUCCGUAGCCCGCAACGCGCUUGUGCUUGUUCUCUUUACCCUCAUCAGCUGGGGGGUGAACAAACUGCGCAAGGACGACCCUCUAUUUGGCAUUUCCGAAGUCAUCGGCACAGGAAUCAUCCCCCCAAAGACGCCAGACACGGCUCUGCUCGUCAAGACUGCGGGUCGUAGCGCAGCGUGUUUCCUCGCUGCUGCGUUGGAACACCUUGCUAUUGGGAAGGCGUUUGCUCGCCGCCACGGAUAUAUCAUCCAGCAAGACCAGGAGCUCAAUUACAUCGGCCUUGUCAACCUGUUUGGCAGCUUUUUCUCGUGCAUGCCUAUUACUGGGGGGUUCUCGCGUACCGCGGUCAACUCCGAGUCCGGGGUCAAAAGCCCUCUUAGCGGGCUAGCUACCACUGCUUGCGUGCUCGUCAGCAUGUACAAGCUGACCGAUGCCUUUUAUUGGAUUCCGUCUGCAACGCUUUCGGCCAUUAUCGUCGUCGCUGUGUGGCAGAUCAUCUUGCCUCCGCGGGUCUUUUGGCAUUAUUGGAAGACUUCAUUCGCAGACUUUGUUGGAAGCAUGGUCUCCUUCUGGGUCACGCUCUUCGUCAGCGUAGAGAUAGGCAUUGCUUCAGCGGUUGGCUAUAGCCUGGUCUACGUGCUCCUCCAGCUGGCCUUUGCCCGUGUGACGGUGGUAACUCCCGACAAUUUCUCCAAGUUGUAUCCCACUCCCCCGUCUGGACCGGGAUACCAACCCGUGCCUGAAGGCACGUUGGUCUUCAUGCUGCAAGAUUCAGUGCUCUAUCCCAAUGCUGCUCGCAUAACACGUCGCAUUACAGACUAUAUACAUACGUACAGCUCUGGCGCGCAUGAGAAUCCGGCGACUGGGCCAGAACAGACUCCAGGUUCCCCGAACAGACUGUGGAACGACACCAAGACUAGACAUAUCCACAAUCUACGGAAGGAGGCCGGCACCAGCACCUCGGAGGAAAGCUUCCUGCCUCAUGUGGACACUGUGGUUAUUGACAUGACUCGAGUGACGCACGUUGAUGCCACCGGCAUGCAGGCGCUGGCAGAUAUCCGGGCGACAUUAGAGGAGUGGGCGGGACCAGGCGCAGAGCUCAGGUUUGUCGGAUUAAACGAGAGAGUCAAGGACCGAUUCCAUCGAUGCGAAUCUUCCUUCCAGAAGUCCCAAAACAACAAGGGGCCGCAGGAUGCCGGCUACAUUGUGUUUGAUGUAUUGCAGACUGCGUUGUUGAAGCGAGAAUCCACUAGCUCGCCCUCUAUUAGCUGUGACAAUGCAUCAAUCUAA
This is a messenger RNA of Talaromyces atroroseus, 2040 nucleotides long. RefSeq lists its product as hypothetical. Gene Ontology annotation, biological process: transmembrane transport. Gene Ontology annotation, cellular component: membrane. The record is from RefSeq and is a predicted model, not a curated record. The transcript is spliced from 3 exons. Gene Ontology annotation, molecular function: sulfate transmembrane transporter activity. Bases 1 to 2040 code for a protein of 679 amino acids. NCBI's taxonomy places the organism in Eukaryota, Fungi, Ascomycota, Eurotiomycetes, Eurotiales, Trichocomaceae.